This is a messenger RNA of Trichoderma citrinoviride, 984 nucleotides long. Its product is annotated as alpha/beta-hydrolase. The coding region runs from base 1 to 984 and encodes 327 amino acids. The transcript is spliced from 3 exons. The record is from RefSeq and is a predicted model, not a curated record. Gene Ontology annotation, molecular function: hydrolase activity. NCBI's taxonomy places the organism in Eukaryota, Fungi, Ascomycota, Sordariomycetes, Hypocreales, Hypocreaceae.
AUGGUUAUCCGUAAAAUCACCCAAGAAUACGCCAACCACGGCAUCCCCCUACAAUGCGACAUCUACACCCAAGACGACGGCCCCAAAGACGUUCCCGUCUUUCUGUACUUCCACCCAGGAGGUCUCGUCGAUGGGAACCGUGAUCUCAUUGCGCCCUGGCUCGUCCAGGUCUGCCAUCAGCGCAAAUGGCCUCUCAUCUCCCCAAGUUACCGCCUCCUCCCACAAGCCCGCGGACAAGGCCUCCUCGAAGACGCCUCAGCAGCAUAUGCCUUUGCGCAGAACUGGAACACGCAACAAGCCAGUUCCAAGAGGAAAAUCAUUGUCGGAGGCGCCAGCGGCGGCUUCUUCAUGGCUGCUCUCAUCGCCCACCACUGCCACCCCAAACCCCUCGCCCUCUUCUCCAUCCAAGGCAUAAACACCUUUCGCCAUCGCUUCUUCAACUCCUCCACCCUCAUCCCCGACGAAGAGAUUUCACACGCGUCAAUGGCAAAGUACAUUGCCGGUCCGGUCCAGGUCGGCAACAUGAAGCCCGACGAAUCGACCUUUGUCCUCGAUAAACUCACCCCCGAAGGCGCAAAGAACCCAGACUUUACUCCCCCCAAGGCUCCGGAAAACACGGCUUCUGACGAGAGCAGCUACCGGGGUAUGCUCUACGACUACUACACGUUCAACAAUUCAUUCGUGGAUCUGGUUGGAGACGUCGACCCGGGGUAUCAAUGGGCGAAGCAGCCCGACGCAAGAGACAGAGUCGCGGAGUGGCCCCAGACAAUCAUCUUCCAUGGCAACAACGAUCCCGACGUCGAGCUCAGGGUGAGCGAGGACAUGCGCGACUGCCUGGGCGAGGACAAGGUCACGCUGAUUGUCGCCGACGGCCAGCCUCACUUAUAUGAGCUGGAAAGGUUCAUCGAGGAUGACGCUCCAGGGAUGGACGCCGUGAGGCAGGCCGUGGCCAGGCUGGACGAGAUCGUGGCCUCGUCGACAUGA